CCACUAGGAAGGUCUAAGUGAUACCAGUAUGAUGACUGAAAGGGUGGAGUUGCCAGCAGAGGGGACUUCCUUGAUAAGAGCUGUCUAUCAAAGCCGUCUGCGCCUCACCAGACUGCUAUUAGAGGGUGGUGCCUACGUCAAUGAGAGCAAUGACAGAGGUGAAACCGCUUUAAUGAUUGCUUGUAGAACAAAGCAUGUGGACUCCCAGAGUGUCAGCAAGGCAAGGAUGGUUAAAUACCUACUGGAAAACAAGGCUGAUCCGAACAUACAGGACAAAUCUGGGAAGACAGCCUUGAUGCAUGCUUGUUUAGAAAAAGCAGGCCCUGAAGUAGUGUCUCUGCUACUGAAAAGCGGAGCUGACCCAAGCCUGCAAGACCAUUUCAAUUGCUCUGCACUUGUGUAUGCAAUACACUCUGAAGACAAAGAGACGCUGGAAAUUCUUCUACAUGCCUGCAGGGCUCGAGGAAAAGAAGUCAUCAUCAUCACAACAGACAAGUCCCCAUCAGGAAGGCAGAAGACAAAGCAGUACCUAAACAUGCUUCCUGCAGUCCUUGAGGAACGCCACAGCCCGCCUGCUUGCACUUCCCCAUCAGAAAUAGAACUGAAAACGUCUCCAUCCCCACUUUCAAGUUCAGAUCAAAUCAAAAGAGCCCUAUUUGACUUUAAGCAGCUGGAUCAUCCACAGCGUGUGGACAACUCAUCUCAGACAGCUUCAGUGGUGAGAAAAUCCAGCUCAACAAAAGCAGGAUCCAAGCUGGUGCCAAUACAGUGGCUACAGUCUGAACCUUGGAUAAAGAGCUCCCCUUCACUGUUUCGCCAGAAAAAAAAUACCUCUGUAAAAAAACUUCAGGAUAUUACUCCAGAAGAGCAACUCUCUUUUAAAAUUGGUGGCCUUACCUUAAUGAAGAGAUUCAUCACCAGGCACCAAAGUAUUGACAUAAAAGACACUGCUCAUUUACUGAAAACCUUUGAUCAAUCUAAGUCAAGGAAAUUAUCCUAUAAAGAGCUAAGCCCUCAGACCCCAGGUGUUGAAGAGAAACAUAACCCCAAUAGGAUUCUUGCAGGUAAGGAUGCCAGUUCAGGACAUACUGGCUUUAUUUCAAACCUCAGCAGUAUUAUCAAAAAAAGAAAUUCAGGAGCAAAUCAGUGCAGCUCUGAUUCUCAGUUAACUACUAAUCUAAUGUCUUCUGCUACAGCAGGACUUAAGUCAGUGACAAGAAAGAAAAAGAUUCUCUCUCCACCUCGCUCUUUGUUAUCAGGGUCCAGAGAAGUACUGGAGAACACACCUCCUGUUAUUUUCAGCGGGAGAAACCAGCCUUUCUCAGAAAGACAGGGUUCGGGAACUGUGUUGUUGAAUCACGUUGCUCAGACAAGACCAGGUUUUCUUCCACCACUGAAUGUAAGUCCUCAACCCCCAGUUUCAGAUACUACUUUCAUAAACGGAGUUUCUGGGAUGAUUUCCUGUGGACAAAAACACUUAGUACCAGUAGCACCUCCUUUACCUAAGGACACCAAAAUAGAAAAACGCUGAUAAGAAGGCAAUCAUUAUGGACUUACCAGAUUAAGCAAUUAGUGAAUUUUUAACAGGGGAUAAAAGGGUUACAAAACCUUUACAAUACGUACAUAUACACCACACUACCUGAUUGUUAUGAUACAUAUCACAAAACAUAGGAGACCUGUGAUGUAAAGCUCACUGCCUUAGAAUGAGUUACUAUAUGAAAAGAUGGACUUAACCAAUGAUGCUGCUUUCUGCAAACUGGGGAUUAUUAAUUCUGUCAAAUAAUUUUUAUUAAUCUGUUGAACACAUUUGUAAUGUUUUUGCCGUGAGCACUGAUAUCUUACCUAUGACAGCCCAGGUCUUAGGCACUGCAGUUCUCUUUUUAGGUUCGAAACACUAAGCCUCCUAGAUUCACCUAAACAUGUCUCCUUGCUGCACCCAGAAAGGUGGUAGUGGAAUGUGGGGACUAGAAGUGUUUGACUGUGAUGCUGGACACCAGACUGACUGUCUAAGCUGUGCAAUAUCCAGAACUACUAGACCCAACCAGUGUUUCUGGGUUAGGCAGAGGCAACUGUACAUGGGCAGUGUCUCCUGGCUUCAGUGGUUUUACUGCAUGUAAACAGACAAUGCAUGGAGUCAGCAAACUCCAUGCUGCAGAGCUCUGUUGCACACUUAGCUAUGUGUAGAGAAUUCCAGCUAAAGGCUUCAAGCCUGCUUUAGACUACUGGCUGCCCCCUGGAAGUCAGUGUGACCCACAAAGAAUGGGACAGCUCAUGUUCAGCACACAUCACUUGAGAGAUGAGUCAAGAAGCUAGCACAGUGAACAAGAAGUCCUGAGCAAACUCAUGCAAAAUGACCAAACACUGCUCACUGUCAGUUAGGCAUGCCAAUCAUCUUGGGCUUCUCAAGCUAUGGGACUGCUGGGAGCUGCUCAUCUAAAAAGAGAAAGGGUGUGGGAAGGCAGAGGUCAUAUCUAAACUAGAGUCCUUAA
Molecule: messenger RNA, 2489 nt
Organism: Pogoniulus pusillus (Red-fronted tinkerbird)
Lineage: Eukaryota; Metazoa; Chordata; Aves; Piciformes; Lybiidae
Gene: ANKRD34B
Product: ankyrin repeat domain 34B
Exons: 1
Coding region: 29-1531 (500 amino acids)
Molecular function (GO): protein binding
Source: RefSeq, a predicted model, not a curated record